GGCUCCAGAGGGGCUAAUGCUCAGCCAAAACCAGGUCUCUGGGCUGCAGCGAUGAGGAAGCCUCGGAGGAGGUCCCGGCAGAACUUGGAGGGGAGACGUUCUCCCUCGCCCUACAGCCUCAAGUGCUCACCCACUCGCGAGACGCUGACGUACGCCCAGGCCCAGCGGAUCGUGGAGGUGGACAUCGACGGACGGCUUCAUCGCAUCAGCAUCUAUGAUCCCUUAAAAAUCAUCACGGAGGAUGAGCUGACUGCCCAGGAUAUCACAGAGUGCAACAGCAACAAAGAAAACAGCGAGCAGCCCCUUUUCCCUUCCAAAUCUAAAAAAACACCUUCCAAAGGCAAGAAGAAGGAGUCUUGCUCCAAGCAUGCGCCAGGAAUGUCUUUACACUUACCCCAGCCCAACUUCCGCGUGGUGGACUUCUUCAGCCAGCCAGACGCCCCUCCUCUCCCCGCCGCCUACUACCGGUACAUUGAAAAGCCUCCUGAGGACCUGGAUGUAGAGGUGGAGUAUGACAUGGAUGAGGAGGAUCUGGCCUGGCUGGAAAUGGUCAACGAGAAGAGAAGGGACGAUGGUUAUGGGACGGUUUCUCCUGACACUUUUGAGCUGCUGGUGGACCGGAUGGAAAAGGAGUCGUACCUCGAGAGCCGCAACAACGGUGCUCAGCAGUCGCUUGUCGAUGAGGAUGCCUUCUGCUGUGUCUGCAUGGACGAUGAGUGUCACAACAGCAACGUUAUCCUGUUCUGCGAUAUCUGCAACCUGGCCGUGCACCAGGAGUGUUACGGUGUGCCCUAUAUCCCCGAGGGGCAGUGGCUUUGCCGCUGCUGCUUACAGUCCCCUUCUCGCCCUGUGGAUUGUGUCCUUUGCCCCAACAAAGGUGGAGCCUUCAAGCAGACUAGCGAUGGCCGCUGGGCUCACGUGGUUUGUGCCAUCUGGAUCCCAGAGGUCUGCUUUGCAAACACUGUGUUCCUGGAGCCCAUCGAAGGGAUAAAUAACAUCCCCCCAGCUCGGUGGAAGCUCACGUGCUAUAUCUGCAAGCGGAAGGGCAUGGGAGCUGCUAUCCAGUGCCACAAGGUGAACUGUUACACUGCCUUCCACGUCACCUGUGCCCAGCGGGCUGGUCUCUUCAUGAAGAUCGAACCCAUGAGGGAGACCAGCAUCAACGGCACAACGUUCACCGUGCGCAAGACUGCCUAUUGUGGGAGUCAUUCCCCACCUGGAAUGGUGAAAAAAGGGUCUCGAGCUGCUAGCCGGGAGGGUCGGGAGGACACUGGGAAGGAGGAGGGAGAGGAGGAAGCUAAUUCUGGCCCUCCCAAAGGGUCUCUGAAAAAGAACCAAGUGAAAUUGAAGCAGAAGAUCAAAAAGGAGCCUGGUGAUGUGACCAACGGGCAUUCGUCUGCACCCAUGGUGACAGUCACGCAAAUCCCCUCCUACAGGCUGAACAAGAUCUGCAGCGGCCUCUCCCUCCAGAGGAAGAACCAGUUCAUGCAGAGGCUCCACAACUACUGGCUGCUGAAGCGACAGGCAAGGAACGGGGUGCCCCUGAUCCGCCGCCUGCACUCGCAUCUCCAGUCCCAGAGGAACGCGGAGCAGAAGGAGCAGGACGAGAAGACCAGCGCGGUGAAGGAAGAGCUGAAGUACUGGCAAAAGCUGCGGCAUGACUUGGAGCGGGCACGGCUGCUCAUCGAGCUGAUCCGGAAGAGGGAGAAACUCAAACGGGAGCAGGUGGGUAGCUUUUGCUCCGCUAUGGAGCUCCAGCUGACCCCUUUCACUGUCCUUCUGCGCACAACGCUGGACCUGCUGCAGGAGAAGGACGCUGCCCAGAUCUUCUCGGAGCCUGUUAACCUGAACGAGGUUCCAGAUUACCUGGAAUUCAUUUCCAACCCAAUGGAUUUUUCCACCAUGAGGCGGAAGCUGGAGUCCCACCUGUACCGAACAUUGGAUGAGUUUGAGGAAGACUUUAACCUUAUAGUUACCAACUGCAUGAGGUAUAAUGCUAAAGACACGAUUUUCCACCGAGCAGCUGUCCGGCUCAGAGACCUCGGAGGAGCGAUAUUGCGUCAUGCGCGGCGGCAGGCUGAAAACAUCGGCUUUGACACUGAUAUGGGGAUUCACCUGCCCGAGUCACCCAAAACCGAGGACUUUUACCGCUUUUCUUGGGAGGACGUGGAUAACAUCCUCCUCCCGGAGAACCGGGCUCACCUCUCCUUGGAGGCCCAGCUGAAGGAGCUGCUGGAGAAGCUGGACAUGGUGAGCAGCAUGCGGUCCAGCGGCGCCCGGACGCGACGCAUCCGGCUCCUGAGACGGGAGAUCAACUCCAUUCGGCAGAAGCUGGCCCAGCAGCAAAACAAGAGCAUGCCCAACGGGGAGCCUGCGCUGCGGGAAGAAGGGCUGGAUAAAACAGCAAGGGAUGGGGACGAGGAGGGCGAAAAAGAUGAUGCCAAACCCCGGCACCCUCCAACCCUGGAGCCCACAGGACCCGCACCCGCUCUCUCGGAGCUGGAUUCUCUGCAGGACCCUCCAACGCUCAAACCCAUCAGCGAAAGCAAGUCCUUGAAUCAGCUGCAGAAGAAGGUGAUGUCGGACAAGGAACUCUUUGACAAGAAGGCUCUGCAGCGGGAGAGCCAAGCCUUCCAGCGCCUGCUCAGCGACAAUGGCCUGAACGGACUGGCCUUGCCACCUGCAGACACCCCUGCCAGCCCCCCCUUCAGUGGCGUGGGCCGACGGACGUCUGUCCUUUUUAAAAAAGCUAAGAAUGGGGUGAAGCUGCAAAGAGGCCUGGACUGCUCCCUGGAGAACGGGGAGGACCGCGGGCAGCUUUCGCCCUCCUGCCCUGACAGGGAGCGACAAUCUCGGAAGCGGCCGCAGGGCAGGACCUGCAGUGAGAGCGAUGGAGAGAAGUCACCCAGGCAGGCGGGACAGAGAGGAGUGGCGAACGGCUUUGCGAAGCACGCAGAAAGCAGCUCUGACUCUGAGUGUGGCUCUGGCCUGGGUGGUGGGCUGGCGUUGGAAGCCUGCAGCGGGUUGAUGCCUCCCAAGCGAAGCCGAGGGAAGCCAGCUCUGUCUCGGGUGCCCUUCUUGGAAGGUGUGAACGGAGACUCCGAUUACAGCAGCUCAGGCAGGACUCUGCUCAUGUCCUUCGAGAGCCAGGCUGAGCUGGAGCCCUUGGAGCUGGUGUGGGCCAAGUGCCGCGGCUAUCCCUCCUACCCCGCCUUGAUAAUCGAUCCCAAGAUGCCACGCGAGGGUUUGCUGCACAAUGGAGUCCCCAUCCCAGUCCCGCCCGUGGAUGUGUUGAAGUUGGGGGAGCAGAGGCAGACAGAGGCAGGAGAAAAGCUCUUCCUCGUCCUUUUCUUCGACAACAAGAGAACCUGGCAGUGGCUCCCGCGUGACAAAGUCCAUCCGCUCGGCGUGGACGACACCGUGGACAAGUUAAAGAUGCUGGAAGGCCGAAAAACCAGCAUCCGCAAAUCCGUGCAGGUGGCCUACGACCGAGCCAUGAUCCACAUGAGCCGCGUGCGGGGAGAUCAUCCCUUCGUUACGUCUAAUUAUCUGUAA
Molecule: messenger RNA, 3555 nt
Organism: Pterocles gutturalis (yellow-throated sandgrouse)
Lineage: Eukaryota; Metazoa; Chordata; Aves; Pterocliformes; Pteroclidae
Gene: BRPF3
Product: bromodomain and PHD finger containing, 3
Exons: 13
Coding region: 52-3555 (1167 amino acids)
Biological process (GO): regulation of transcription by RNA polymerase II
Cellular component (GO): MOZ/MORF histone acetyltransferase complex
Molecular function (GO): protein binding
Source: RefSeq, a predicted model, not a curated record